This is a messenger RNA of Ruditapes philippinarum (Manila clam), 766 nucleotides long. Its product is annotated as ovomucoid-like. Gene Ontology annotation, biological process: multicellular organism development; cell differentiation. The coding region runs from base 46 to 576 and encodes 176 amino acids. Lineage: Eukaryota; Metazoa; Mollusca; Bivalvia; Venerida; Veneridae. The transcript has 5 exons. Gene Ontology annotation, molecular function: protein binding. The record is from RefSeq and is a predicted model, not a curated record.
UUUGUUUCAGUAAUUUUAAAAGAUAAGAAAUCUAAUUACAACAUUAUGUCAAGUACACGUACAGUGUUUUCUACAUUUAACAUGUUUGGUCAUACAACUGGAUUAGUUCUACAACUAUUACUAUUUGUGGUUGGUUAUUGCCAGUACCCAUUUCCUUCUCCAUUGCCUUGUGACUCUGUUAUACACGCGCCAUGUCAACUGUAUGGGCCUGGUGUAGUGUGUGGCAGUGACGGGACUGAUUACUAUAACAGUUGUCUUCUGGCUCAAGCAGUGUGUGGAAACUCGGUAAUAUAUUUCGUCGCUAAUGGUACCUGCGCUUCAGCCGGUUACACAAGGCCUUUCAUUACAACUCGGCCAACAACAAUGGACGUUAGAAAAACAACUGUCCUGGCAUCAAAAUCUACCAGCAAGGGUCCCCUCACGGUUAUAUGUAGCACUAUAGCCAAUGUCAGAUGUGCCAGUGAUAUUGAACCGGUAUGUGGUUCGGACGACAGGACGUACAUCAACUAUUGUGAGUUUCAUAAAGAAGUCUGCCAGCGACAUGACCUGAAAGUGAAGCAUGUUGGAUUUUGCUGAUUAUAUUUACAAAUAUGAUUCGAUCAGUUAUCAUUAUAUAUGUUGGUUAUAAGAUUGAUUCAGAUUUUGAUGUUUGCGUCGAAUUAAAAUGAAUAUUCUAAAAGCAAAAUAUCCAUUACAGAUCACUUUUAAAAACGUUUUAAAAAUUCGAUUUCGAAAACGAAUUCUAGAUUAUUUGUUUUUGUGUUGU